CUAUAGUGUGAGCCCUGUCUUAUACGCCUUGGAUCAAUUUAGAUUGCUAUUCUAUUUAAAGGAAAUUCGCGUGGCUGCGGUGCUUUCGCGAAUUCGAACGAGUCCCAUUGGACCUCUCUGGUGGCGAGUCGCCACAAAACAGAUAUCUAUUUCACUUUAAGUUCCAAAAGUAUACAUUGGUUCAGUCACAGAAAACAGACCUUCAGGUCAGUAUGUUCUGUAAUGAAUUCUCUGACUCGAUUAUCAUAAGGUCUAUUCGCGUUGCAUGAAAUUCCCAAAUAUUUUUGCACUUAAAAUGAGAUAAAUACCUAUUUUGCCCUAAAAAGACAAAAAGCGAAGAUGUUGAGUGCCAAAAGUGCAAGCAAUGCGAACAGACCUAUACUUUAAUGAAACCAGCUCCGGUCUUUCCUCGAAUGAAGUUCGAAACACGAACAUGGAUGAUAGGUUUCGACUUGAUUUAAUUCGAUUCAUUCCAUAAGGGGUGGUAUAGGCCAAUUAAUCGUAAUUAGUCUGUGAAUUUAUAUUCCGAUUAAUUUAUAUUCCGACAUUUAUUUUACAUUUAUGUGGAAUAGUGAUGUCGACGGAUAUUAUUGAAUUGAAAAAAGACACAGAAGGCAAAAAUAAAGAUAAAAUCUAUUGUACAUUUUGUCCUUCAAAAAUGCUCAAUGCUGGAACUGCUAGAUUAAUAAACAUGGAUUUUGCAUUACCUUAUAUCCAUAGCAAAGCAGAGGACAAAGCUAAUCAAUCAGAAACAAUUUCUGCUUACUGGUUAAUAGAAGAUAUGUAUACUUUCGAAAAUAUUGGUGUAUCACACACAGUAGGCAAUGUCAAGUACCUAGCUUGUGCCGAUUGUGAGAGAGGUCCAGUGGGAUGGCAUGAUUUGUCCACUAAAAAAUCAUACAUUGCAUCAUGUAGAGUAAAAUAUGAAUGAACAGAGAUAAGAGCUUAUUAAUAAAAUAGUUUUAUAAUUUUCUAUACAUAAAUACAUAUGUGUGUCCAUAUACACAUAUACACACAUACAUAAAGCACAAGGGUAUAGAAAGAUA
Molecule: messenger RNA, 1046 nt
Organism: Trachymyrmex septentrionalis
Lineage: Eukaryota; Metazoa; Arthropoda; Insecta; Hymenoptera; Formicidae
Gene: strat
Product: guanine nucleotide exchange factor MSS4 homolog
Exons: 2
Coding region: 575-931 (118 amino acids)
Biological process (GO): small GTPase-mediated signal transduction; post-Golgi vesicle-mediated transport
Cellular component (GO): membrane; cytosol
Molecular function (GO): guanyl-nucleotide exchange factor activity; zinc ion binding
Source: RefSeq, a predicted model, not a curated record